This is a messenger RNA of Leptopilina boulardi, 3002 nucleotides long. RefSeq lists its product as uncharacterized. Bases 493 to 2940 code for a protein of 815 amino acids. The transcript is spliced from 13 exons. The record is from RefSeq and is a predicted model, not a curated record. Lineage: Eukaryota; Metazoa; Arthropoda; Insecta; Hymenoptera; Figitidae.
UAAUUGUUUUGUUUAAAUUAAUUGGAUUCUGAUUUUUUUAUGGAGGAAAUUUUUAUCAAAAUAAAUUAUAUUUUGUUUUAUAUUUCUGUUUCAGAUUUUCGUCACAUUUAAAUAUCAUUUUCUUUCGCUCAUGCACCUCUUAUAGUAUAACAAUCGAUAUUGUUAAAAAUACACAUUUGAUUCAUUUUUUGUCAAUUUUAUUAUAUAGAUGAGUUGGAUGAAUCAUUGUCAACGAGUUAUAAUUAACGUUAAAUGAUUAAGAUCUGUUUGGAAAUAAUAUUAUUAAAUUGUAAAUUAUUAUAUUCUGCACAUUUGGUAUAAAUUAGGUUGUGGAUUAUCUUAUCACGCAUAGUGGACCGUUAUCUUCUUCUUUCAAUCUUGGUAACUUUUUAGUGUGAGUCAUUUGAAAAUAUAUGUAUUUACAGUAAAAAAAAAAAAAAUGAACUUACAGUUGUCUGUGACAGAAAGUUGAAAAUGUCAUAAUACUCCAGAAUGAAAAUAAUUUGCUUUUUAUUUUUAACAUUCUAUGGCAUUUGUAUUGUGAUAUCAAAUAAGCAAAUUCCUGAUCACUUAAUAAAAUGUUACAAAAACGAAAAUAUAUGGGACUCACAAUUACCUUUAAAUUUAAGGGUAAUUAUUGAUAUUAUCAGAAAAGUUGAAAGACAAUCUUUUUCAACUUCACACAUUAAAACAUUGACAACUUUAUUAUUACGACGAUUCAAAUUAGAUGGAAUUCAUCAUAAUGAUAAAAUUUCUCCAUCCAAUGGUAUUUUACCAUUUAUUGCAAGUCAAUCGCAAAGAAUAAAACAAAAAAUAAUCGAGGAAUUAAUUCCUGACGAAUCAAAGGCAUUAUUGACAAUUGAAAAUCUCACAUUAUUAGAAUAUUGCACUUUACAUCAGGCAAUUUCCAAUACUAUUUGGUAUAAUCAACGUAAAAAUGAAAAUAAUUUUUGUAUCUCUGGACCCUUUGAGAAAAUUGUCAACGAUAUUAAUAAAAAAAUUCAUGAUUGUUAUUUAUUGUCAAUAUAUUCACGAAAUAUGAUGGAAAAUUGCAUUGCCAGACAUAUAAUUACUGAGGUAAAAUUUUGUCCAAAAGAAAAUGGUGUUAUUUUGACACAAUUUGGCACAAUUUCAUUGGGCAGUGUGAUUAAUGCAAUUGCAGCAUCACUUGCACCGCAAAAAAUUGAGCUCGACGAAUUACUUUCGUUAAACAAUCAAAAGUAUUCAAAGAAUGAAUCCAGUAACUUUAAAUUCAAUGAAGAAGAAGUUGAUUUAAUUGUACCGAAAGAUCAAAUAAUGUUACAACGAUCAAUGUGGAUGCAAUCACUUUCUCUAUCGCCAUUGAAAGUGGAUAAUAUUUGGGCUGCUUCACUUGCAGGCGAAUUAGCCGAGGUUGUGGUUUAUCAAGGACCAAUUUUUGCAUCAUCAAUGUCAAUUGGCGCAACGGGAUUUUGGAAUAGUUCAAUAAGUCCUUCUAUAUUUUAUUUGUCUAAUAAACGUGGAAUUUUCGAUGCAACGAGAGCGGAAAUAAUUGGAAGUAUCGAUGGUUUGAUAAUUGCUAAAAAUUUGCCAAUGUGGAUGGAAAAUUUCAAUAGUCUUCGAUUGAGUCAAAUUUUAGACAUGUAUUAUUCUAAUCGAGGAAUUUCAUUCAAUAGAAAUAUAAAAGCCUGCGAGAGAGGACGAAAUUUUAUUCACAUUGCACCUGGAACUAUUAUAGAAGAAGAGACUUUUGCAUUUUCUAAACUAUUGGCUUUUCGCAAUGGUGAUGCUUAUAUGAGUGAUGUGAUUUUACAAAGAUUUGUGAAUUAUGCGACAAGUACAUUUUCGUAUUAUGUGAAUAAUCACAUUUUCACUGAAUCGAGAUGUCGCGAGGUAAUUCGUCAACCACGAGUUGAACUUUUUGUCACGUUUGAUGGCUCUUGGUCACCAGAAUACACCAUUGAUUUCUUAUCGGUUUUGGUGGAAGAUGUCGACAUUUCAUUAUUUGGGUCAAAAAUGGGAUUGAUUGAUGCAACAAGUGGCAAUUGGUUGUUUAAUGUUACCAAUAGUCCGGCUACAGUUUAUGAAAAUUUACGUAAUUUAACAAAAAUGAAAUGGCCUGAAAGAUUAAAUUACACAGCAAUACUUAAAACUGUUUUUGAAAAUUUGGAAAUUACUUGGGAAAAGAAUAAAGAAUUGUUCAAAAUUGGAAAUGUAGGACAGGCUCUUCUUGUGCUUGCUCCACGAAUACAAUUAAAUGAAAAUGAUGAACAAACAGCUUUGAAUCUCAUUAUGAAAAUUAAACAAAAACAUCCAGAAAUGCAUUUCCUUUAUUUUGUACUUGACGGAAAUAUCGAUAUUUUUCGAAAAUUUAUUAUUUCUGAUGAAGAUCAUUUAAUUUCAAGUUCCACUAUUGAUGACAUUACAAAACAUCUUUCGGAAAUUCCAGUCACUUUAAGACCUGUUUUUGGUAACAAUAAUACUCUAGGAUUUGGAAAAAUGCAAAUUGAAGAUUAUAUUAGUCCAGAAGAAUUGAUUACUUAUAAAUUACAUUCACACUGGAAAUCGAACGUGAAGAAAACAACAUUGAUAUUUCACGGAGUUGGUUAUGGAACAAUAAAAAUUUGCUUCAGAACAAAAUGGAAAGUUGAUGAUUUGCAAAAAGAAUCAAAUUGUCAAUUAUUGUCGAGCUUUGAAGAUAUUAAAUUUGAAGAUUUUUCCCCAUGUUCCUGGAACAAUUGUUCUCAUCUCUACUAUGAGGUUCAAUAUCAGAAAUCUUUAAUGAAAUGUGCAGAAAUUGAUUGCAAAACUCCAAAUCAAGUAAGAUUCAUAUUACAAAUAGAAAAUGCAUUAUCUUCAAAGUGUCAGAAAAUUGUCUUCAAUUUCAAUUUCGUAAUUAUUACUAUAUUAGUUAUAUUUCAUUUUCAUUUUUUUUUAACAAGAUUUUUUCUUUUACUAUGAUGAGAAUGUAAAAAGAGAAAACACAUUUUAGAUAGAAAAAAAUAUACUGACAAUUUAUUAUA